AUGGGUAGUCACAAAGAAACCCCCCGAGUUCGAGCCUGUCUCUUCGACAUGGACGGUCUCUUGAUCGACUCGGAGGAUAGAUACACCCAGAUCACGAAUGAGGUGCUCCGGAAAUAUGGCAAGCCCGACCUGCCCUGGUCAAUCAAGGCCCAACUUCAGGGGAGACCGGGUCCUGAAGCAAGCAAGAUCUUUCAUGAGUGGGCUCAACUACCUAUCACGCCGGAGCAGACUCUGCAGAUGCAGGCAAGCUUGCAGGAAAAAUACUUUGCUCUAUGCCAACCGCUGCCGGGUGUGCCAGCGCUGCUGUCCAAUCUGGUGUCCACGCAGUCCACCGAUCAGCCGGUCUACAUUGCUCUGGCUACCUCUUCUAACAGCCGAAACUUCAAGCUGAAGUCAGACCAUCUGUCCGAGCUGUUCUCUGCAUUUCCUCAAAAGCAUCGUGUGCUAGGGGAUGAUCCGCGCAUCGGGAAAGGCCGAGGCAAACCACUCCCAGACAUCUACCUUCUUGCUCUGGAGACCAUCAACGCAGAGCUACGUAGCAAGGGCGAAACUGAGAUCACCCCCGCAGAGUGUCUGGUCUUCGAGGACGCCGUUCCCGGUGUCGAAGCGGGGCGCCGUGCCGGAAUGCAAGUAAUCUGGUGUCCGCACCCUGGUCUCCUGGAAGCAUGCCGAGGCCGUGAAGAAGAGGUACUCGCGGGUCGCACUGGACAGCACAAGGAGCAAGACGGCGACUCACCGGCUGAACUCAUCCAGAGUGCUGGAUCGCCGGGAGAGGUUGGUGACGGAUGGGCUGAGCUACUCGGCACCCUGGAAAAUUUCCCCUACGAGCAAUAUGGCAUUCGAAUUCCAUGA
Messenger RNA from Penicillium oxalicum, 852 nucleotides. RefSeq names its product haloacid dehalogenase superfamily protein. Lineage: Eukaryota; Fungi; Ascomycota; Eurotiomycetes; Eurotiales; Aspergillaceae. The transcript has 3 exons. Gene Ontology annotation, molecular function: phosphatase activity. The record is from RefSeq and is a predicted model, not a curated record. Bases 1 to 852 code for a protein of 283 amino acids.